Verticillium dahliae VdLs.17 is the source of this 2454-nucleotide messenger RNA. RefSeq lists its product as uncharacterized. The coding region runs from base 1 to 2454 and encodes 817 amino acids. The transcript is spliced from 4 exons. The record is from RefSeq and is a predicted model, not a curated record. Lineage: Eukaryota; Fungi; Ascomycota; Sordariomycetes; Glomerellales; Plectosphaerellaceae.
AUGGCCUACCGUCCGUUCCGCGAAGUAACCGUGGGGAAAUGCCAGGUGCAGACGGCGACAGCACGCUUUGGCCCAGACGUGAUCGACGUCGUACGAGAACGAGACAGUGACUUCCACCAGUCUUCGGACGGCACCGUCCAGCACGACCUCACCAACGGCGUACCGACAGGCCAGUUCUACACCGGCGGUCCGCCUGCCAGCGUCAAUGGCGAACCUGUCUCUCCUGAGAGGAGAGUCCCGCGGAUGCCCUACUACCGCAACAACCUAACUGCCUUGUCGCAGAAAUACAACCUCUACUUUGUCGCCUACGAGAACCGCCUCUUCGUCUACCGCCCUCGAGAUGUGCCACGACAGACGAUUCCCGAAGAUGCCGAUCUCAUCCUUGCGACGGGUCCCGACCGAAUGUCCGAGUACGUGGGCGGCACCAUGGACCGCCGCUUCUCUCACCAGGCCAACGCCAUCACGACGGGAUUCCUCGGUCACCAGGAGAUUGUCCUGCUUGUGUUUGACGACGGGUCGGUUAUCGCAUAUUAUACCAAACACAUUGCCGAAUACGUCCUCCUCCAUGUUCGACCACCCGGCGCCGCUGCCAGCGCGGUCAAGGCGGCCCCGAUCCCGCGGCCGUUCUUUCGCGAAAACGUCGGCUCCUCAGCCUGGGGCGUCGCUGUUCACCAGGAAUCUCGCCUCAUAGCCGUCAGCUCCAACCGACGCGAGGUCACCGUCUUCGCCUUUGGUCUCUCAAAGCAGCCGGGGGGCGCCAAGAAGGGACACAAGCACGACUUUCCCGUCGCGCUCGUGGCGGGCCGCAAGCGCAACUGGCGCAUCGUCCUGCUCCUGGGGGAGGAGGGACACAACAUCCCCAACGUUUCGUUCUGGGACGACAAGAACGGGCUCGCCGAGAAGGUGUGCGCGGUAGACAUCUACGGCAACACCUGGAUUCUCGACAUCUGGAAGCCCUGCACUGCUCCGUAUCGGAUCGCGCAUAGCGACCAGGGCAGUGCGAACAUGAUCAGGGUGCCACAGGGCGGCUGGGGUGUCAUGGUCGUACCUCUCACAGGUGCAAUGCGCGCGACGACGUCGAGUGAUGCGUUUGGCACCAAGAAGCCUACCACUGUCGAAUACGAGAUUCGGACAGCACCGGGCUUUGCGCAUACGAGCGUGAUAGACAUAUCGGAGAGCCUCAACCACGUCCGCGAUAGCCCGAUUCACGGGCUGCAGCUGCCUGCUACGCUUCUGCACAUGAACCCUCCAAACCAGUUGAUAGCGGCCAUCUUUGGUCAGGGAGUCGGCCUUGGUCUAGAUGACAGUACAUCUGAGCACGAAGACGAUGAUGACGAUGACGAUGACGAGGAAGAAGAAGACGACGACGACGACGAAGGCAGUGAGGCUGGCCUGGUUGGAGACGCGAUUGGAACGAAUUUGUACAGCGAACACAAUGUCGACGGUGGUGCACCGCUUGAGCCUCCCGACACACCCCUCUCUCUGGCAAGUGACGGGAGCCAAGAAUACGACGAUAUGGAGGACGCUCUCGACUCCAACAGCAGCGGGCUCGUCUGGCCCUGGGAACUCACAGGGAGCAGCACGAUAGAUCUAGCCGAAUUCGCGCCACAAAUCAGCUCUCCACUGGCAGGCGCCAUACCUCUUCAUCCCCAGAUGCUGGAAAAUGUCGCAGCUCAGUCCAAGAUCAUCUUCCAAGGCACCAUGAACGGUCGUCGCCUGCCGUCACAAAAGCUGCACACCGUCCAGAACUUCUGGCUUGACAUGCUUUACCUGCCACAUACAGGCAAAGUCUACGCCUUCCAGUCCUCCUUCCACCACAAGGCCACAUUUCUCCGGCGCAGCCUCGAGGUCAACCGCAACACGACGCCCCAGGAUCCCGCCACCCUGAGGGAUAUCACGAGCCGUGCGUGCCUAUUACGCACGUACACGACCGACAUUGAGAUGCGGCGCCUCUCGACCCCGCACCGCGCCGUCAUCUGCCGCUCUGUCACGAGCGCUCAACCACACCACCCCGUAUUCCGCCACAUGGCACGUCUAAACAUGCUGCUACGCGUUCCGGAGCUGUCACUCGUCAUCGUCGGCUCGGCAGUCGGGCAGGUCGUCCUGCUGACGCCCACGACGGGCGACCGCGGCGUCAACUUUGCCGACGAGCGCAAGGGCCACGUACCCCAGGGAACGGACUGGUCCACUCGCCACGGAUUCCGCAUCGACUGGGUGCUGCCGACGCAGACGGACGAGGACGCCGGACGCAGGCCCGCGAGGCCGCUGUACGGCAUCGCCGUCGGGCCCGUGCAGGAGGGCGGCGCGGAGGGCAUGCUGCUGGCGCGGCCAGAGGGCAAGACCACGGCCGGGCCGGGGUCGAGACGAUAUAGGCUCAUGCUGCACUACAGAGACCACACCAUCCUGUCGUACGAGCUCAGCCGGAACGACGAUUAUCGGCUCGAGAUUGUUUGA